AUGGAAACAGUAAAUACAGUUGAAGAUCUUAAUACUUUAAACGUGGGUACUAUGUAUGGAGAAAAUGUUGAUAGUCAAAUUUUAUUUAGUGACAAUAUUAAAACAAACGAUCUAGAUAUUCAAAAUGUUCCUAAUGUAGCGAAUAACACUAAUGAAUUACUUGGUUCUGAAGCAGUAGUUGAAACAUUAUCUGACCAACUUGAUGAAUCGUUAAUUAAUUCUGAUGGCGUAAUUGCCAAUGAAAUCCUAGUGGGGAAUGCUGAAAUUUUAAGCCAAAUAAUUAAAAUAUAUUCGAAAAUGACUGUAAUAAAAAUGAAUAGUAUUAUUUCUAAAUUUGUAGAUGCUAUUAAACCUAUAAUGCAUUAUCCAUUGGCUCACAAUGCCAUAGCCUAUAGUAAAGGAAUAACUGGCAAAUUGGAAAAUAGUCGUAUGCUGCUUCUAAAAUAUAAAGAAGAAUUAGAAAAUCUCCAAAUACUACAAAGGUUAAGAGAACAUACCAUGAAUAUGCAUAUUUGGGAUCACCCUUUUCAAUUAGCAAUGAUAGCAUUUACAGCUUUAAUCAUUAGUUUGUUAUUGCCAAGAAUGUUAAAAAGAAUUAAUAAUAAUAUAAAAUUUCGCAUAACAGGAGCUAAUGAAGAACAUAAAAAUAUAUCAGAAAAAAACGUAGAUAAUAUAGAAGAAUCUGAAAAAUGUAAAGAGGAAUUAUGGGAAUCCUGGAAAUCCGAAUUAGAUUACAAUUUUGAAGAAUUCAAUUCUAAAUUAGAAGAUGAUACAAAAAAAAGGAUUGAGCUUAAAGGUAAAGAAUGGAAUGAGUGGAAAGAAAAUCAUGAAAACAAAUGGAUGCAUUAUAAUGAAAAUUUAGAAAGAGCAUAUAAAAAAAAUAUUCUUACAGAAUCAUCAGGCUUUGAUGAUGAACAAUGGGCAGAAUGGGUAAAAAAAGAAGUUGAAAAAUCCAUGAAUUUAGAAUUCAAAAACUGGUUAUUAAAAAAUAAAUAUAAUAUGGAUAAAUGGGCUAUGCACGAAUGGGAUCAUUGGAAAAAUAAUAUAUUAGAUGAAUGGGUAUCAUCUGAUUGGAAACAUCGUGAAAACAAAUAUUGGAAAAACUGGAAAUAUAUUAAUAAAUGGUUUAUUAAAUUAUAUAAGUCGAAAUUUGAAAAAUUGAAAAAAUGGGAAAAUACACUAGAUAGAGAAACACAUGAAUGGGACGAAUGGAUAGAAAUUAAAGAUUACUUUUUUAUGAAUAAGAAAAGUAACGAGUGGGCAAAAUUUGAAAAUGAUACAACCCAAGAUUAUGAAGAAUGGCGUAAUGAAUUUAUAGACAAACUAAUAAAAGAAAAGAAAUGGAAUGUUUGGAAACAUGAAAAAGAAAAUUAUAAGCCCCAAAAAAGAAAAUUAAAAGAAAAGGAGAAAAAAACGAAUGAACAAAAAAGCGAUUUGAAUAAUUCAUCAUCCAAAAAACCCAAUUCACCAAAUACAGAAAGCAAUGCUUUUAAUUUUGUAUCUAAUUUUUUUAAACAAUGGAAUACUCCAAUUUUCAACUUUAAACCAGAAUAUGGAAGUAGGAAUAAUUUUAAUACUACAAAUAGAUAUUUUAUGGAAUUUAAUAGAAAUGAGAAUAAUUGGAAUACCCAUAAUAAUGAUUGUAAUUUAUUAAAUAAAGCUUGUAAUUUUUGGAAAAAUAUAAAUGGAUUCACGGCCUCACUAAAUGAUAAUUGGAAUCAUCGGGAUUUCCGAAAUACUGAUUUAAAUACUUCAAAUAGGUGGAAUUCGAAAUGGAAUAAUCGAAAUGAACUUCCUAAAUCGUCAUAUGGAAUUAGGAAACGCCUGAAUGCUCAAAAUAUUGAUUACAACCCAAUGGUUGAUAUAUUGAAAUAUAUGGAUACUCAAAGUAAUGAUUAUAACCUACCAAAUAUAAAUUGGAAUCAUUAG
This is a messenger RNA of Plasmodium berghei ANKA, 1929 nucleotides long. Its product is annotated as tryptophan-rich antigen. The coding region runs from base 1 to 1929 and encodes 642 amino acids. The transcript is spliced from 2 exons. NCBI's taxonomy places the organism in Eukaryota, Apicomplexa, Aconoidasida, Haemosporida, Plasmodiidae. The record is from RefSeq and is a predicted model, not a curated record.